Zingiber officinale is the source of this 2919-nucleotide messenger RNA. RefSeq names its product probable helicase CHR10. Gene Ontology annotation, molecular function: ATP-dependent chromatin remodeler activity; DNA helicase activity; ATP binding. The transcript is spliced from 17 exons. The coding region runs from base 65 to 2701 and encodes 878 amino acids. NCBI's taxonomy places the organism in Eukaryota, Viridiplantae, Streptophyta, Magnoliopsida, Zingiberales, Zingiberaceae. Gene Ontology annotation, biological process: chromatin remodeling; DNA repair. The record is from RefSeq and is a predicted model, not a curated record.
AUUUUGGUGGCCGGGGUCCGAAACGAAAACCCAUUCCAUUCGCGUGGAACCGUUUCCGGAGGCGAUGGACUACGAGCGGCGCCUCCUCCUCGCGGCGAACCUCGUCCUUUCCAGCGACCGCAGCUACGAGCCUCCUCCGGAGCCAUACGAGCUAGGCAUCACGGCUGUCCUCAAGCCGCACCAAAUCGAAGGCCUUUCCUGGCUCAUCCGCCGCUACCACCUCGGCGUCAACGUCGUGCUCGGAGACGAGAUGGGUCUUGGCAAGACUUUACAAGCUAUUUCUUUCUUAAGCUAUCUGAAGGCACAAUCAUUAUCAUGUGGCCCCUUCUUGGUUAUGUGUCCGCUAAGUGUUACAGAUGGUUGGAUGUCAGAGUUUAGCAAAUUUUGUUCGACCCUUAGAGUUAUCCUUUAUGUCGGUGACAAGAAACAUCGUCACAACCUUCGGAAUUCAAUGCAUGAAACUUUGCAGAGGCAGUCCUCAUCAUCUAAUGAGUUACCUUUUGAUGUUCUUUUGACAACAUAUGAUAUAACCUUACUGGAUCAGGAUUUUCUUUCUCAAAUUCCUUGGGAUUAUGCUGUGAUUGAUGAAGCUCAGCGGUUGAAGAAUCCUUCUAGUGUUUUGUAUAAUGUACUUGAGCAUAAUUUUGUUAUGCCAAGACGCUUGUUGUUGACGGGCACACCAAUUCAAAACAAUCUUUCAGAACUUUGGGCUCUGAUGCACUUUUGCAUGCCUUCUAUUUUCGGGACUUCAGACCAAUUUAUUUCAACAUUCAAGGAAGCUGGAAGUUCUUCAGCAGGUACUGAAUCAUAUUCAGUAAAAAGGCAAUUCAGGAUUCUUAGAUACAUAUUGAAUGCAUUUAUGCUCCGAAGGACAAAAGCAUUACUUGUUGAAAGAGGGACUCUUACUUUGCCUUCUGUUACUGAGAUGACAGUGAUGGCACCUCUCAUCCCUUUGCAAAGGAAGGUGUACAUGUCAAUAUUGAGGAAGGAACUUCAGACACUUCUCUCACUUUCACUAGGAAGUACUAGCAAUCAGUCUUUGCAGAAUAUAGUAAUGCAACUUAGGAAAACGUGUAGUCAUCCGUAUCUCUUUUCUGGCAUUGAACCAGAGCCAUAUGAAGAAGGUGAACAUCUGAUUCAGGCUAGUGGGAAGCUUAUUAUUCUAGACCUGCUUCUCCUGAAACUCCAUAAAUUUGGACAUCGAGUUCUGUUGUUUGCUCAGAUGACUCGAACUCUUGACAUUCUACAGGACUUCAUGGAAUUGCGCAAGUAUUCUUAUGAGCGGCUUGAUGGAUCUGUACGUUCUGAGGAGAGAUUUGCUGCUAUAAGGAGCUUUAGUUACCAAGCAUCCAAAGAUGACUUGAAUAAUCAAGUUAAUCAUGAUGUUCCGUUUGUUUUUAUGAUCUCAACUAGAGCUGGGGGAGUUGGUCUUAAUCUCAUAGCCGCUGAUACUGUAAUAUUUUAUGAGCAAGACUGGAAUCCUCAAGUAGACAAGCAGGCAUUGCAGCGUGCCCAUCGCAUUGGUCAAAUGAAGCAUGUGCUUGCCAUAAAUCUAGUAACACAACAUACUAUUGAAGAGGCAAUUAUGAGGAGAGCAGAGAGAAAACUUUGGCUAAGUAGUAAUGUAGUCCAGCAACAAGAUGAAGUAUAUGGCACAGGAAAGGAUAUUGUAGCUGAAGAGGGUGACAUGAAGUCUCUCAUUAUAGGCUUACACAUGUUUGAUCCCACAGAUAUGAACAAGGACUCCAUUGAUGCGAAUAGUAUGGUUGAACUCAAUAAUAUGACUGACAAAGUGGUUGAAAUGCGUUUUCAUGAGAUACCAGAAAAGGAUGUUCGUAAAUUUGAAAUUAAUAAAAAGGAGAUUUUGAAAAGCCAUGAUAAGUUAGUUAACUCUUCUGAAUCUUCUGCUUUUGAUUUUAGAGUUGACGAGGCUUCAUAUAUGUCUUGGGUUCAGAAAUUUAAAGAUGCUUCACUUUCUGAAGAAUCUUUAAAUUUGGAGCAGGGGAAGAGGAGGCAUCUGCCAGAAGAGUAUCAACAGAAACGUGAAGCUGACAAGAAAAAAGCAGAGGAGAAACAGUUGGGAAGAUGGGAGGCACUUGGUUAUAAGACAUUAGCUGUUGAAGAGCCCAAUAUGUUAGUAGAAAAUAGUGUUUUGUCUGAUCAAGGGGCUGUCCAGUUUGUAUAUGGAGAUUGCACUAACCCAUCAAAAGUCUGCCAAUCAGAGCCUGCAAUAAUUUUUAGCUGUGUUGACAACUCAGGGAACUGGGGACAUGGUGGAAUGUUCAAUUCGCUUGCUAAUCUUUCAUCAUACAUCCCAGAUGCUUACCACCGUGCUUUUGAAUGUGGUGACCUGCAUAUGGGGGAUUUACACUUAAUAAAGUUGAAUGCUUCCAGUGGUGAUGAAAGCAUUGUCCAACAUUGCCCUAUGUGGGUUGCCCUUGCUGUGGUUCAAUCUUAUAAUCCAAGAAGGAAAGUUCCUAGGAGUAACAUCUCUAUGUCUGAUCUUGAAGGGUGCUUGUCUAAGGCAUCAUUUGCAGCUGCUCAAAAUUCAGCCUCUAUUCAUAUGCCACGAAUUGGUUACCAAGAUGGAUCUCAACACUCUGAAUGGUACACGAUGGAACGCCUUCUACGGAAAUACGCUUCAAUGCAUGGCAUCAAUAUCUAUGUAUAUUAUUACCGUCGCCCAUCGAGAGAUCAAUAAGGGAUGGCUAAAUUUUUGGUGAGUCUCCAGAUGUAAACUAGUUUUGUGAAGGCAAAUGCUGAUCACUAAUUUUGUUGUUCUUUACGUAUGUAGUUGGGUGAACGUGUGUUUAAAAGUUGAAGUAGGGCUGGGCUGUUCACUUAACAUGCCUGACCUGGAACUAGAAAAGACUGUUAACUGCCUUUAUAUAUUAGCUACUUGACUUUAUAUGGUUCAAA